Messenger RNA from Centrocercus urophasianus (Greater sage-grouse), 2291 nucleotides. RefSeq names its product translocase of inner mitochondrial membrane 22 (gene TIMM22). Gene Ontology annotation, cellular component: TIM22 mitochondrial import inner membrane insertion complex. Gene Ontology annotation, molecular function: transmembrane protein transporter activity. Lineage: Eukaryota; Metazoa; Chordata; Aves; Galliformes; Phasianidae. The coding region runs from base 1 to 1425 and encodes 474 amino acids. Gene Ontology annotation, biological process: protein insertion into mitochondrial inner membrane. The transcript has 4 exons. The record is from RefSeq and is a predicted model, not a curated record.
AUGACUUGCUGUGAGCUCAGUUUGCAUUCUGUGACAGAAGGGCAGACUUUCAUUUGCUCUCUAAGCACCUUUGAAGUAAAGCUGCCUCUCCGUGCCUCCCUGCACCAGGGGCUGCUCGGAUGGCCGCAGGAGAUCCCCGGCACCUCGCACCUUCACACACCUCAGGAGAGCCCUGAGGGCCAUCGGAUGAAGCCUCGCCACCGCAGGGACCUCCUCAGGGCUCGGCCCGGUGCUGUGCAGGAACACCACCGCAGGACCCGCAGCUCCCAUGGCGAGGCUGACCUGCUGCGCCCAGAAGUCACUCAGACGGAGCGGCGGGCAGGAACGGCGCCUCAGAGCUUCACGGCGCCUCAGAGCUUCCCGCCUCCCCGCACACCUGAGGCAGAGAGACCCCGCACUGCGGCUCCUCAGCCCUCCCGCAGCCCGCGGCUGCCCCCAGCCCGCUCCCAGCCCUUCUCCAUCCCACUCAAAGCCGCUCUCACCUGCUGCCGCCUCCUCUGCCGCCGCCUACCUCCGCUGCCGCCCUGGAGGAUGCUCGGGCAGCCGGAGCGCUCACCUCAGCUGCACCGGCCCCAACGGCCGCCAGGGGGCUGCGGCACGCCGGGUAACGGAGCUCCCCGCCCUCAGCGCGGCCAAUCGUGUUUCUCGGCGCGAAGCGUGCCGGGAGCUGUAGUUUCCCGCUCUGGCGCGGCCGCGGCGCACACUGGGAGAUGGAGUCGCGGCAUCGCGCCUCACCGCGGGCGUCUCCCUCAGCGAAACUACGAUACCCAUAGGCACCCGCGCGCCACUCCCUCCGCGCUACGGAAGCCGCGCUGCCUGCGGCUGGAGCGGGUCGGGGCGCCGAGGACAGCGAUGGCGGGCGCACCUCCGCCUUCCACGCCGGGCGGUUCGCAGCCGCCGCCGCCUCUGCAGUACAGCGCUCUGCUGCAGCACCUGGUGGGAGAACAGCGGCGGCCCCGAGUGUGGGACCCCAACACCUUCGGGGGCAUUCCCAGCCCGCCCAAGAGCAAGGAGCAGAAGAUGGUGGAGAGGGCCAUGGAGAGCUGCGCCUUCAAAGCGGCGUUGGCCUGCGUGGGGGGGUUCGUCCUCGGAGGAGCGUUUGGGAUCUUCACUGCUGGCAUCGACACCAAUGUGGGCUUCGACCCCAAGGACCCCUAUCGCACCCCGACUGCCAAGGAGGUGCUGAAGGACAUGGGGCAGCGCGGCAUUUCCUAUGCCAAGAACUUUGCCAUCGUGGGCGCCAUGUUCUCCUGCACUGAGUGCGUGGUGGAAUCAUAUCGUGGAAAGUCAGACUGGAGGAACAGUGUUAUUAGUGGCUGCAUCACGGGAGGAGCAAUCGGCUUCAGAGCUGGUAUGAAGGCAGGGGUGAUCGGCUGCGGUGGAUUUGCUGCUUUUUCCGCAGCAAUUGAUUAUUAUCUGCGGUAACGGCAGGAUCCCUCGGGAGCAAGUUUUCCUCGCCUUCCAGUGCUGCUGCUCAGAGCCUGCAUCACGGCAGAAGAACCAUCAGGCCUACCUUUCCACUGCCUUGGAGUCCUGAUCAGUGCAAGCUGGAUGAUGCUGGCUGCUUUUCCUGAAUGACUAACAAUAAUCUGGCUGCGAGCCUUGGCAUGCUGCUUCAGGCAGGCCUGCAGGAAUGUGCAAGGAUGGAGCCAGGCGCAGGGAGCAGUAUCACCAGUACGGAUCAGCUGACUGUCAGUUUCCAGGAAACAAGCCUGGACUCCGAGCUUUCUGGAUCCUUUGGGUCUGAUUUUGAUUAAGUCUGUUGCUAGCAUCAAAAGAGGCAGGAGGACAAUCUUCAUAAAGAAAUGCAGUGGUUUAUGUUAUUGUGUUUGAAUAUGCUGCAAGUGUUUAGCAGCUCCUGGUUUGCAGCUUGCUGCUCUGUUGGGGAGAGGUAAGAUCCUGUGGAGAAAUAGUUUGUUCCAGGCUUUUCUUAAAAUACCAACCGAAGACAAACCACCAUCUGUACAACUUGUCUUAUUUCAAGUACAGAACGAAUGCCAGAUUUCUUUACCAUUUCCUAAAGGGGAAAAGCAAGAAGGAAUCCUGUGCCUUAGAACCAUGUGGUUCCUGGCAGAUGAACAAAACAGUUGAAGGGUAAAAAAGAGGUUGUUGCAGAUGUAUAAUUCUCUGUAGCCAUUUGGCUCGCCUGAUUUAACCUCGCCCUGGGAGUACAAGCAGUUCUGCUACUGCUUUAUACUGCCACAGGCUCACACCCUCAGUUCCAGCAGUUUGAUGGCUGGGCUUUAAAGCAGAGUUGUGAGAAUAAAGACAGAUAACAAGGCGUUCACUUA